Messenger RNA from Penicillium subrubescens, 2139 nucleotides. Its product is annotated as Arginine permease CAN1. Gene Ontology annotation, cellular component: membrane. Gene Ontology annotation, biological process: amino acid transmembrane transport. Gene Ontology annotation, molecular function: amino acid transmembrane transporter activity. The record is from RefSeq and is a predicted model, not a curated record. The transcript has 3 exons. The coding region runs from base 374 to 2041 and encodes 555 amino acids. NCBI's taxonomy places the organism in Eukaryota, Fungi, Ascomycota, Eurotiomycetes, Eurotiales, Aspergillaceae.
CGACCCCCAGAGCCAACACCGAACGUUUGAGAGCGACCGAGACUGUCAAACGGGCAUCGGACCGGAAUCACAUAAUGUCUGGUUCACCUCGGGUUGCCGACUGGUGCCACCAGUCGUCUUCACUUUCCUUUCCGGCACCUUUUACCUAAGAAAAUUCCUCUCCGCGCGGUGGCUGUGGGUCCUUUUUUUGCCUUGACGGAACCGCACCGAGGACCAGCAAGCGAAAACGGAAAUUUGCGAGAUGGAGGCAGAGAAAAUUCUUGCCAGCUUUCUCCAGACAAUUAUCCAGCACUGAUCGGUUAUCCGGGGUGUCAAUAGACGCUUGACUAUUGCCCCCCGUUGUUUCUGCGCUCAUUCCAACUCACGGCCCGAUAUGGCAUCUGAAAAGGUUGCCCCCGCGCCCGCGCCCGAGAUCACUAGCAAGUCGGUGAAAGGCGAAACUCUUGACUCGGACAACAAGCAUGUCGCGCAAGAUAUCAAACCCUCGGAUGCCGAGGGCAAUCACUCGAAAUCAGCUCCUGGAGAGCUGAAGCGCAAGCUGAAGAGUCGGCAUCUGCAGAUGAUUGCAAUCGGUGGAACUAUCGGAACUGGCCUAUUCAUUUCAAGUGGAACUGCGAUCGCAUACUCCGGUCCUGCAGGUGCUCUCAUUGCCUACAUCUUCGUUGGUUCGAUCGUUUACUCCGUUAUGUCUUCUCUCGGUGAAGUCGCGACCUAUAUUCCUAUUCCUGGCGCCUUCACAUCCUACGCUGCUCGUCUGAUUGACCCGAGUCUCGGUUUCUCUAUGGGAUGGAUCUACUGGUUCAAUUGGGCCUCUACAUUCGCCGUCGAGCUUACUGCUACUGGAACCAUCAUUCAAUACUGGGACCCAAGUCUUAACAUUGCGAUCUUCAUUGGUGUUUUCUGGGUGUUCAUUACCGCCUUGAACUUCCUUCCUGUGAAUUUCUAUGGUGAGCUGGAAUUCUGGUUCUCAACAAUCAAGGUCGCCACUGUCAUUGGGUUUAUGAUCUUCGCGAUUUGCAUUGAUUGUGGCGUGGGCGCGCAGGGUUACCUUGGUUUCAGUUAUUGGAAGAGCCCUGGCGCCUUCGCGACCCAUUUGAUUGAGGAGCCACCAUCGGUCGGCAAGUUCGUUGGGUUUUGGGCGGUCUUGAUCCAGGCUGGCUUCUCGUACCAAGGAACAGAGCUUGUUGGUGUGGCUGCUGGAGAGACUGAGAACCCUCAGAAGACUGUGCCCUCGGCGAUUCGCAAGACCUUCGUGCGAAUUCUACUUUUCUUCGUGCUCACGAUCUUCUUCAUUGGGCUCGUCGUCCCCUAUACCAAUGAUAGGUUGACUACUAGCACCACCAACGCCUCCUCCUCUCCCAUGGUUAUUGCUGCAGAUUUGGCCGGUGUGAAGGUUCUUCCAAGCCUGAUCAACGUUGUGUUGCUCACCGUCGUCCUCUCCGCCGCCAAUUCCAACGUUUAUAGCGGUAGUCGAAUUUUGACUGGCCUCGCACACGAAGGUUUUGCCCCGAAAUUCUUUGCUCGUACCACCAAAGGUGGUGUGCCAUACAUCAGCGUCAUGUUCACUGCGCUUUUCGGUCUCCUGGGCUUCAUGAACGUUUCCGCCGAUGCGGGACAGGUGUUCACUUGGCUCGUUAACCUGUCCAGUGUGGCUGGAUUUGUCACUUGGUCCUCGAUCAAUGCAUGCCAUAUCGCCUUCAUGCGUGCAUUGGCCGCCCGUGGCGUGUCCCGCGACACGCUUCCUUACAAGGCUGUUUUUCAACCUUACCUUGCCUGGUACGGCCUGUUCUUCAACAUCCUCAUCGCCCUCACCCAGGGUUUCACAGCCUUUAUCCCCACCUUUAACGUGACUGAUUUCUUCAUCGCCUACAUCUGUAUCAUCGUUUUUGUUGUUCUUUACUUGGGACACAAGAUCAUCAUGCGGCCUUCUUUCGUCAAGGCUGCUGAGGCCGACCUUGAUACUGGCCGGUUGGACUACAAGAAGGAGACUGGUCCUCCUAAGCCUUGGUACUGGAGAGUCUGGGGUUGGGUCACGAAGUAAGGACGUCACGGCUUGGAAUGACUUGAUUAAAAAUGAUGUAUUUCUCUUGCGCUGAAUAUACUAGAAAGCGUUUAUAACAAAUUUACCAGUUUUUUUCC